This is a messenger RNA of Phytomonas sp. EM1, 1395 nucleotides long. Lineage: Eukaryota; Euglenozoa; Kinetoplastea; Trypanosomatida; Trypanosomatidae. The record is from the annotation of a GenBank genome assembly.
AUGAAGUUGCCAUGUGCGCGUCACUUGGCCAAUCAUAUCCUUGUGCAAGAACUUGCUCUCUUGGCAACACUCUCGUCCACGGAUGCCGAUUCCUCUCUGUCUGGGUCUCUUAGUAGUGAUAUCCUCUACGAAGCGGCGCGCCGCAUCUCCCGCUCCUCGUGGGCGGUCGAGGAAAUGCUGAGCUACGGCCCGCAGAGGCUCCGCGUGGAUCCUAUAGCGCAGGUACUUCUUCUCCGACGGAUAGACACCAUGGCUCAGGAGGCUGCAAAGGAUGUGAAUGCCGAAACUCGUGUGACAGGGGAUCAAAGGGUACCAACACCCCUUCGGGCGCCUGCUUACGACGUCGCCUUGUACGGUCCCCACGCACCACUCCCCAACUUGCCGAACUAUCUGCAUGACGACGUGAGCUAUGAUGAGGCCUGCCACCAUGCGGCCCUUUUGCGAAAAUUACUGGAGCCGUACGGGUUUGUUGUGCAGCUGAGUGGGGCGACACGGCGUGGGGCUCCUGUUGGCAGGCUUGCCGAGUUUAGCCUCUCUCUGACACAGACCGCUAUACGUGAGAUCGAGGCACUGCAAGUCGCGGGGCCGGAAGCCGUGAAGGAUCCACCCAUUGAUACAAAACCCCUCAGUAAUGGUUAUGAGCAGCGAGUUAAGCACGACUCCUUUGCAUUUCCGUCUGCAAUUCUCCAGAGGAUCGCAGGGGCUCAUGGGGAUGGUGAUGAUAGCCUUCUUUUGGAUCCUGUCGCCAAGGAGCUGCUUCGUCAGCUUCCCUUUCAGUGGUGCUCACGGAGUGAGGCGGUAUCCCAUACGGAUUUUGUACCUUACGCGGUGAAAUUCCGCUAUACCCGUGCCCUGGAGGGGUUGUUUCGUAGCGGCUACAUCGCCGCUGGUCGCAUUCCCAAGGGCGAUCAGUGGCACGAGAAGCGCCAGUCCACAAAGAUUUUCACGCUACGUUACGACCCCCAUAAUCCGAUGGGGCCUCCUCCCUUUCAUAUUCGAGAUUCUGCGGUGCGUGCUCGCAUGAAGCUGCACCAAGCAAAGCUGGACUUCAUGCCAUGGCAUGCGUUACAUGUGCGGAGGUUCUUUCGAACUGGCCCUGCAGCGUUUACCGCUUACGUCGCGCUUCGUGCCCUACAAAGAGGCCUGGAGUUGAAUCUGAACGGCAUCUUCCUAUGCUGCGCUUCUCGUGAUAAAAAGUUGGACAACAAUCGGAACGAUCCUAAUGCUUCCGAUGCGACUGCUCACUCGAGCAGUACCUUUAGCAUGGAUAGGAAACGGUUGCUCGUUCAAAGUGAAAAGGACAUUUUCCAGUUGGUAGGUUUACCCUAUACGGACCCAUUUGCAAGGGGUAUAUUUUGUCAGAAGAACAACAUUACACUUUCAGAUGGUGGCUAG